AUGAAUACCCUCGCGCAUCUGUUUGGCUCUCUCAGUAAGCGUCUAAGGAAGGCGCAAGAAUGGGCUCUAAUGAAGGGUUGUCGAGUUCGCAGGAGUGGACCAUGCUAUACCUACCCAGCUCAUUCGGACUUAGAGUCAGCCUACGAAGUCAAUGUCGACUUCCCAAUUCACGAUACCCUUGACAUACCAAGUUCCGAUGAAGCUACGAACGCGGCUGCCACUAUAAAUGAUGACAUAUAUGGCUCUACUAGCAUAAGUCAGCAUAACCCAGACAGUAUCUCGAUUGCGGAUGCGACUUCAAAUUCUGGGACUUCAGAAACGCGAUCAACCAAUUCAUCCAUAAUAAUCAGUCACGAGAUCACUUACAGAUCAUAUCCACCUGAUCCUUACCCUAUGCCGUCCUUUUUAAGUUAUACUAUCGCAUCUGAGCUCACGCCGGGGGCAGACGAGUCGUACCAUCCUCACGUCGGUGCCCUUCUAACAACCGCUGAUCCAAACCCGCCUGGGCCUAUUGCGCAAGGAGAUGUAAUUGAGCCUGAAAGUGCUUCGCUGAAACGCCAGAGACUUGAAGAUUUUGACGAAAAACUUGAGGGUAUAUCAGACUUCUUCCCCUCAUUACAUACAUGUAUUCCUGUUUUGAUUUGUGUGUGA
Messenger RNA from Melampsora larici-populina 98AG31, 651 nucleotides. RefSeq lists its product as uncharacterized. The coding region runs from base 1 to 651 and encodes 216 amino acids. The record is from RefSeq and is a predicted model, not a curated record. The transcript is spliced from 2 exons. Lineage: Eukaryota; Fungi; Basidiomycota; Pucciniomycetes; Pucciniales; Melampsoraceae.